Molecule: messenger RNA, 1506 nt
Organism: Hyalella azteca
Lineage: Eukaryota; Metazoa; Arthropoda; Malacostraca; Amphipoda; Hyalellidae
Product: deubiquitinase DESI2
Exons: 5
Coding region: 175-1020 (281 amino acids)
Biological process (GO): protein deubiquitination
Molecular function (GO): deubiquitinase activity
Source: RefSeq, a predicted model, not a curated record
UACGACCCUAAAAUAAUUUAUUUCUCAUAAUAAUACUGAAAUGAAAUAUUCACUAUUAUAAACUUUCCAUCUGAAUGUAUAGCCUAAUAUCAUUUUUUCUAUGUUCUAACCAUGUCAGUGAAGGUGAUUCACUUCAUUUCACGAGUCAGGUGCAGUGUUGGUUUUUAAUUCUGCAUGUGGGAAAGUGUUGGCUCACGUUGUGCUCUGCCAUUUACCAGCUGUUUAGGACCAGGACCUGGUGAAGAGUCGGAUGAUCUCCUGACCAGCAUGGCACGCAUGCCUGUCAUCCUCAAUGUCUAUGAUAUGUACUGGACAAAUGAAUACACAUCUUCCAUUGGCCUUGGUGUUUUCCAUUCAGGAGUUGAGAUUUACAACACUGAAUAUGCAUAUGGUGGGCAUCCUUUUCCUAUUUCUGGAGUUUUUGAGAUCACACCAAAAGAUGCAGAAGAUUUGGGUGAACAGUUCAAGUUCAAGCAAUCCCUGCAUCUGGGCCACACAGACUUUACAGAAGAUGAAGUCAAGCGCAUUGUACUGGACCUGGGCAGGGAAUAUCGCGGUGACCGCUACCAUCUCAUGAGCAAAAACUGCAACCACUUCUCAUCAGCACUCACACAAAUAUUAAUUGGCAAGGAAAUACCAACAUGGGUCAACAGACUUGCCUACAUGUCUUCAUGUGUGCCCUUCCUCCAACGUUGUCUUCCCAAGGAAUGGCUUACUCCAGUUGCACUGCAGCAGAGCAUUGAAAGGCCUAGAGGUAUUGAAAACUUGGGUGAAGAAUGUGCCAGUACAGGCAGCAGCAGCAGCACCAGUCCUAUGGGUCUAUACUCAGCAUCUUCCCUUCUUCAGCAAUCUAAACUACUACACAGAUCUAAUCACCAAUCUACGACCAAUUCCUCGUGUUCCAGUUCCUCUUAUUCUAAGGAUGUAAGCGGCGGUACAGUAAUGAAUAGUAAAGCUUUAGGAGGAAGUUCAGGAGCGUCACGCCCCAACGCUUCGUCUCACGACAGAAAUUCCUUAUAGCACUUGUGCUUCUUGAACUCUCGUGAUGCCGCCCAGUGCUACUCCUCUUGUACAUAAGAACCAGGUACGAAUGAUGAGCUUCUUAUGUGUACAGGGCCCAGUUUUAAACAGAAUUAUUUUCCUGCCAUUGCUUGCGUGCAUGCCUAUUUUAACUCAUUAAAGACCAAGUCCGAAUAUUUUUAACUGGGAUUAUUCCUAAUUCAUCCCCUAGCUCAUUAAGGGACCUGGAAAGUUUUCCAUGCCCUUUUUGUACGAGUAUUACGUCCACGGCUGAUAGAAAUAGCUCAAUUGGCGUCGCGCAAUUUCAAAAUUAAUGGACAUGAACAACUUUUGAUAUAAAUGCACUUUUUAUGUACCUGUGAGGUUGUACUUGAGAUUUUUCUCGAAUGUUCUCCUUGUGCAAAAAAUUAUGAACUUGAACGAUUUAAUAAACUUCUUAUAAUGAGCUUCGAAUUUCCGGAGAUCGCAUCAACCGUGUGCUUAUUU